Acanthoscelides obtectus is the source of this 1943-nucleotide messenger RNA. Lineage: Eukaryota; Metazoa; Arthropoda; Insecta; Coleoptera; Chrysomelidae. The record is from the annotation of a GenBank genome assembly.
AGUGGGACGAUGUGGAGAGCUUUCUGCCAGAAAGCGUAUAUAAACCUGGUAACGAAAUACCUAGAGAGUUUGUACCACCUGAAACAAAGGAGGGCGAUACAAUCAAGAUUGGAGUUGGUGAAGUGUUUGAUUUGUCCAAGUUUUGGUAUAUUUAGAUUAUGGAAAUUUGGACAAUCUCAUGGAUGAAUUGCAGGAUUUCUAUGCAACAAAUGCCUCGAUACUCGAUGAAUGAAAGUUUGAUAAGAGAAGGGGUCUACUGUGCAAAAAUUAUUUAUGGAGAGUAUCAUAGGGCAGUCAUUGUUGAUGUUUUACCCGAGGUCAAAGAUAGUAUAAAGGUGUUUCAUUGAUUACGGUACGAUGACCAAAGUACCAAUCAAGGACAUCUGUUUCUUACACGAGAGGUUCGCUGAGCUGCCAGCGCAAGCGAUCCGGUGUCGCUUGGCCGACAUUUGCCCGACACAAGAAUGCGUGCCUUGGAGUCAUGACGCCACUGUAACGUUCAGAAACAUGACCAGGGAUCGAACCAUCGAUGCUAAAGUGGCUAGGAUAAACAGGAAGGAACAAAUUCUGGAAGUGUACCUGAUCGACGUCACCAAUCCAUCCAAGCCAUUUUGCAUCAACACAAGAUUGGUAGAACUUGGACUAGCCACAUACCCCGAUCAGGGCAUCCAGAAAUCAAAUGUAGAUAGCGCGUUUAAGCCAUUAGUGAAAUACAUACAUCUAUUUCCCACAUUUUUGGAACUAGAAACUGGGAUACGCGCCAUCUACGCAAGAAAUGGACAUUUUGUUUAACUGUGGCGUCCCCACACAUUUUUGUUACCCGCAAUAUUAUUCCAUCGACCGUACGGAUGAAAAACAAAAUAUAAUGGAAACGAUAGAAUUUUACGAAAAGAAGUUGAAACGAGGCGUAAAGAGCACUUAUAUCGAUAUGUGUUGUCGCGAAACGAAAGACUUGGACUUGGCUUUCUUCGGAGAACUUCAGGGUGAAAUAGCAGACUUUAUCAAAAACAGUGAUAUGAAUAGUGAGGUUACAGAAGAUGAGGGUUCGGAAGAUAUUUCGAAAAUGUACAAGGAGCUGGAGGACUUGAAGAGAGAAACUGCAGAAAAAGUACAGCAAGAUCUGGCACUUGCUGAGGAUAUCAUGAGGGAGUUAGAUAUUAUAAAAUGUGAGGCAGAAGAGGAUGGCGCUGGACCGUUGGUUUGUGAAUCUGAGGAGAUUGAGGAAGAGAGUUCUGAAUCGACAGUGAAUAGUGCAGAAUUAACAGGCAGUCGUCCCGAGGACCAAGAAGUUUCCGAAAAAACGAAAUUCACGGAUUCGGAGGUAGUUAGUUUACCUGGCGUAGAAGAGGACAUACGGAAUGUUGAUGAAGUGCAUAGUAUUACUGGUAGUAACAGCACAAAUCCGUUUUUAUCUGGUAUGCAUGAAGAAUCUGAAGAAGACAGUGGGCCGAUGGUGCUGAAUCCGAAUAACCCGUUCUUGUCGUACAUAACAGGUAAGUUUCUCUUGUUUGUUAUUUUAAAUUCUACAGAGAAAUCCCUAUAUCACCAACGCUAAGGCGGUCCCAGACACUACGAGCUACGCCGAACAUUCCGUAUUCGCCUACUCGUGGACCGUGUGGGAGAGUUGCUUCGCUUCGCCUUCGCAGUUCGUGGUAGUACGAACUUUUUCUCGCUGAUUGGCGGUAAAAGCUGCUCCUUCGUUAUAUUUAGUCUGAUCAGUGCAGUAUCAAUUUGUAGUAAUGGAGUGGAACAAAGAUCUAGAGAAUUAAUUUUUGGAAAAUUUUUGAUACACUGUUUAUCCUAGUCGUACCUUAAAAAGUUGAAAGUAAAACCUACUUUAAAAAAUGGCGUCAAGUAGAUUGAUUCUAUACUUCCCCCGCGCUUUGACGAGCGGUGUCACGGACAGAAUAUAAGAGAUACCCCCUUCUCCAACCUGCCCCCAC